Molecule: messenger RNA, 2007 nt
Organism: Ruditapes philippinarum (Manila clam)
Lineage: Eukaryota; Metazoa; Mollusca; Bivalvia; Venerida; Veneridae
Exons: 8
Coding region: 106-1719 (537 amino acids)
Source: RefSeq, a predicted model, not a curated record
UAGAAAAUGAUAAACAAUGAAAUGCUUACAAACCAUAUUUUGCGAUUAUUUGAUGUAAAGUUGUAUUAGAACUAGCACUAGCAUUAUAAUUCUAUAAAGGAGAUUAUGAAGACUUUACAGUCAGUUAUAUUGGUGUUAUGUGUGGGUAUAUCCUACAGUCACAUCUGCCUGAUUUCUCCAAGACAAAGGGGAACAAUGGAUAUAUCAAUGCCAGGAAGUCCAACAUGUACCAGGCACGCUGAGCCAUGUGGUGGUCAGGCCAUUGAGACGCCAAAGGUAGCAUAUCUGGCAGGAGAAACCGCGUUCUUCAAAUGGCAACAAAACCUCAACCAUUACGAGUCGGGAUAUCCAGGUUACAUGGACAUAGGUGUAGCGACCACAGAGAACAGUACUGAAUUUACCACAUUAGCAGUGGUUACAGACAAAUAUGUUCACAGGCAAGAUUACCAGCAAAACUUUACCGCAAUAAUUAAAAUACCGAGCAUCAUGUGCGAGCACUGUGUAAUACGCAUGCGUUAUAAUGCCCACAAGCCUGGUGAAACAACUUUCCUGCAAUGUGCAGACGUGAAGAUUUCACUAGGUUCCAAGUCAGAUAAUGAUCUCAUAUUUUCACCUGUCCAUGAAGAAAGCAGUUCUGACAGGCAAAAGCUUUUGCCAUUGAAACGUGCAUUGCGCCUGCGCAAAUAUCACCAUAACUUGAAGAGCGGUGAGUCAGUGGCUGACGGGGCUAUGAAAUUGUACGGUAUAGCGUACAAUCCCUUCGAGCCGGGAAGAAGUCACUAUAUUUCAAUUGAUACAAUGACUGGACAAACUGAAAUGGUGAACGCGUUUAAGUUCGGUAUAGACUCCCCUGUCUCAGGCAGCAGUCAAAGUGAAAUGUUCUUACUGGAUGAGGUCUUAUCCAUAGACUAUGGAAGGAACACAACAAACUUUUUGGUGCACGAGUCCGGCAGCAGAGAUGAUGUUGCUAAGCAACUGUAUGUUGUGGGUACAUAUAACGGAAGUCUUGUAGAGUAUUCGGAUCUUUUCCAAUUUUCCGGUGGUGCCAUAAACGCUUUAUCUUGGUAUACAUAUGGGACGUCUGCAGCGUUUAGAAUUCAGCCGGCAGAAAAAGCCAAUAGUUGGUACUUUGAGGUAGGCAUGAUUGUAGAUGGGGCAUAUAAAAUGGGGGCUCGCAUCCCUGAUCCUGAGGGUUUGUAUGUGAAUUUUCAGUGGUUUGAGACAGAUGUGAACAACUAUCAUAGAACCUAUGCUCUAAUGGGAAACGAGAAUGCACCAGACGAACUAAACUCAAGAAUUUAUAUAUUUGAUCUAUAUGACAGUGAUUUCAGUAAGUUUAUCAAGUACACGGAACUAGAUGUCUCCAAAUAUACAUUUAUGUCCAUACAUUCCUAUCCAGGAAGUGAUGAGCUGUAUGCAUUUUCUCCUGGUUUGUGGUUUGAUGAACCUCACAGCUGGUACCUGGUCGCUGUUGAUCCGAUGUCAGGGGCGGUUACCAAAAAAUGUGACAUCGCACCCGCAGGAAUAUUUCAAAGACAUUACGGUGGUUCUGUAAACCAAGGCUUUUCUAACAACGACGGCUAUCUAUACCACGUACUUCGUGUAGAGGGUAGCGACGCAGACAUUAUUGUGAAAAUACAGCCAGGGACUUGUCAGAUGUCAUUCUCGGAACCGACCAAUCUUCGUCAUAUACAUUCUCUACAAAUGCCGGCAAUGUGAAUUCAAAACUGCCGGAAUGCAAACACUUGAGUUAUAUAAAAGUGUAUCAUGUGUUUUUAGAAUCGUGUUUUUGUCUUGAUUAAAAGAACUAAAAAAGUAUGCUAUAAGGUAUUCUUUAGAAUCAAAUAGCGCAUGACGUCAUUGAAGCCAAGUAAAAGACACUGAUACGGUAAUCCUAUCUCCUGAAACAAUAAUUGCUCUUGUUUAAGUUUUUUUCUUGUCAAUUUGAAUAGCUAUGAAAAUGUACUCCUGUAUAUUGAUAGAAUAAACAUUAAAAACUAUACUUAG